AUGUAUCUUAAAAAACUAAUUUUCAGGUAUUUGGCGCCACGUAUUCUGUCACGACCGUCACCUCCAAGUGGAACCUUACAUGCAAUAUAUAUAAUUUCGUUUUCGUCGUUCCAUCGGAGUGUCCUAUCUUAUCGGUGGCUGUCGAAAUCAGGUUCCGUUUGCAGCAUUCCGGGAAAGCGUACAAUCAGAAAGUGCUCAAUGCCUAAAAAGAACAAAACGAGUGUACAGAAUAAAGGUGCGGCAGAGGAUUCGGAGUCCCCAUUGGGCCCCGUUGUACGUGACAGAAGUGGACUCGUCUGUAUUGCGAUACAUGCAAAGCCUGGGUCAAAACAGAAUGCCAUCACAGCUGUGUCCGAGCGGACCGUGGACGUCAGUAUAGCUGCACCUCCAUCCGACGGCGAAGCGAACGCAGAGCUGGUCCGGUAUCUCUCCAAGGUGCUGGAGCUGAAGCGAAGCGCUGUCAUUUUAGAUAAGGGGUGUCGGUCCCGGGAGAAAAUAGUUAAGAUUUCAGGCUCCAUGAGCCCAGAAGAUGUUCUGCAGAAACUUAAAACAGAAGCUGCCUCAUAUCAUAGGCGACUGGAAAGCUAGGAAGAGUGAUAAUGGCACCAGCGAGUCUCCCUGUGGGGAAGACAAAAAGGCAUCAGCACAGCACGGCAGGGUACCCAGACUGCGUGAAUCAUGUGACGUCCCGCUGUUUCCAGCACCAGCAGCAACUUCAUGGGCUUUGGUAACAUUUGUCAGGCAAUCUGGCAUCACUUGUACUUUCUUUCUUUGAUGAAUAACUGCAAUAAGAUAUGCUAAUGAAAUGUUUAUAAAGAGUGACACAUGGAUGGCGAUUGAGGUGAAAUCCAGGUGCUUUUUGUCAAAAUUAAUUCUUUCAAUAUAACCAAAAUUUUCCAAUUGUCUGUACCAGGGUAAGAAAGUUGUCUGUACCAGUAACAGACAGAAAGCAUGGAUCCUACAGAACCUGUUUUAAAGAUGUGAGAUAAUCAGUCGCAGGCAUCAUUUUGAACAAAAUGCAGUGUAUUAACAUUCUCUCCAUUCAUUUGCAGCCAUGAGCUCACAAUUAAAAUUUCUAGAUGUUAAUUGUCAUUUUGUCUUCAUACACAAAGGGGAGCUAGUGAGUCGGUGUUUAGCUUUAGAGACUCUCAAAUUGUCGUUGUUGGCUCCUUUAAGGUUAUUUAAUGAUUAUGGAAGGUGUUCAGUAGCUGGAAUGAGAAAAUGCACAGAUUGCCACUGGUGAACAGAGAGCUGCUUGCGGAAUAUUAUAAAGAACAAACAGUAACAAGCAAGAAAGAACACGAAAAUAACAUCUGAGUAAUGUGAUCUUUCAUUUUCAGCAGUAUUUAAAAUAUCAAAUGACUAAUCUCAAUUUUCGUGAAACCCCUUGUAUAAAAAUAAGAAUUAGCCUCACACGACUGUCUUUAAAUCCUUCUCUGAGUGAAUCUCGCUUCAUGUAAUAAAGUAGACAACUCACCUAA
Brienomyrus brachyistius is the source of this 1481-nucleotide messenger RNA. RefSeq names its product chromosome 13 C15orf40 homolog (gene c13h15orf40). Gene Ontology annotation, cellular component: cytoplasm. Lineage: Eukaryota; Metazoa; Chordata; Actinopteri; Osteoglossiformes; Mormyridae. The record is from RefSeq and is a predicted model, not a curated record. The coding region runs from base 1 to 588 and encodes 195 amino acids. The transcript has 4 exons.